Molecule: messenger RNA, 3989 nt
Organism: Stegostoma tigrinum
Lineage: Eukaryota; Metazoa; Chordata; Chondrichthyes; Orectolobiformes; Stegostomatidae
Gene: slc25a21
Product: solute carrier family 25 member 21
Exons: 12
Coding region: 69-1025 (318 amino acids)
Source: RefSeq, a predicted model, not a curated record
GUGCUUCGGCCUCCCCUGUGCAGUUCCAUCAGAUUUUAAUUUACCCUCUCUCCUGGCAAUUGAUCCAAAUGCACCCUCACCAAUCACACGACUCUUAUCAGUUAAAAAUGACGAUGAAAAGCCAGAGUUUGUUGCGAGAAGCCUUUCACCAGACAGUUGCCGGAGGGUCUGCGGGUGUUUGGCUGUCUUCCAAAGGUCUUGUGGAAAUUUGUCUGAUGCAUCCCCUCGAUGUGGUGAAAACCAGGUUCCAAAUUCAAAGAGGGCAAGGUGAUGCCACCAGUUACAGGAGUCUUGGCCAUUGCUUUAAAACAAUGUUUCAUCAGGAAGGAAUUCUUGGCUUUUACAAAGGAAUCUUACCGCCCAUCCUGGCUGAGACACCAAAAAGGGCUGUGAAGUUUCUAACUUUUGAACAAUACAAGAAGAUAUUAAGUUAUGCCUCAUUGCCUUCUGGUGUGAUUUUUACAGUUGCUGGACUUGGAUCUGGACUCACUGAAGGUGUUGUUGUCAACCCUUUUGAAGUGGUCAAGGUGAGCUUACAAGCUCAGCGGAAUUCUUUUUCAGAGCAACCAUCCACAUUUGCUUAUGCACAUGAAAUAAUUCGAUCUCAGGGUUUUGGACUCAGGGGCCUGAACAAGGGACUGACAGCAACAUUGGGUCGUCAUGGUGUUUUUAACAUGAUCUAUUUUGGAUUUUACUUCAAUGUGAAAAGUAUUAUUCCUGUAAAUGAGGACCCAGCAAUGGAGUUCCUGAGGAAACUUGGAAUAGGAUUAUUGUCAGGAACGAUUGCUUCUUGUGUUAACAUACCUUUCGAUGUUGCAAAGAGCAGAAUCCAAGGACCACAGCCUAAGUCAGGAGUGAUAAAAUACAAAACCUGUAUUAACACAAUCAGAACUAUCUAUAGGGAGGAAGGGUUCUUCGCAUUGUACAAAGGCUUGCUGCCUAAGAUCAUGCGCCUAGGACCAGGAGGUGCAGUUAUGCUUUUGGUUUAUGAAUAUUCAUUUGCGUGGCUUCAGGAAAACUUCUGAUUCAAACAGAACAGGAUAUCGCUGAAAGAUUUGUAUUUUCUUAUGAAACAUCAUGUUACACCCUCAACAAAUUUUAGUAAACAUGCAGAAAAUUAUUUUAGAGGACAUUCAUCAGAAUCCGUAUUCAAAGCAAACAAUAUUAUAUCAUUAAAAAGUACGUUUUCAUGUCAAUAAAUUAAUCUAACAUGAUUAACUGAAAAGUACAAUAAUUUUUACAUCUCUGAAUAAAACACAUACUUUGUAAUUCACAUUUUUAAUUUAGAUAUGAUAUAAAAAUAAAAGGCAUUCUUACAAAUAUAUACAGGUAAAGCCUAAUGAUUUACACCCUUUUUAAUUUUUUUUACAUCCAUCUUGAACUUUAUUAGGGAACAGAUUUUAUAGAAUGUUUUGAUGAGAACUGACAAAAUAGCUGAACCUAUUUCAUUACAGGAACAUGAGAAUUAGCAUACUUCAAAAAAAGUUUAGGUUUCAACAUAAAUUGUUUGCCAGAUUAUUUAUGCUUUAUGAGGAUUGCAGAUUUGAUUUGCUGCCUAAUUACCUAAUUUACUGACAUUUCAUAGAUGAAGUAAUAAUUAUAAUUAAAUACAAUUUAUAAGCAUUCUUUUUACCACCACCAUUAUCCUCACAAAAAAGAACGAUUAUUUACAUAAAUGUAAACUUCACAGCAAGCUGAUGUACAUUCAUUUCAAAUAGAAACUUCCUUGAAAUUAUCAUGAAAAUAUGUUAACUUUUCAUCUGAAUUGUAGGGUCAAUGCUAAAGCCAUCAUCUAGAGCAGAAGUUGCUUUUCACAGUGGUUACGCUAUAAGUCCACGAUUUGAGUCCAUUUAAAGCUUUCACGUGAAGCUUGAACCUUCUGAUCAACUUCUUAAGACAUUUGUUCAGGUCUUCAAAUAGCUAACUUUAUACCCUAGCUGUGUUUGACCCUGUGAGCCUGCAUAGGAUCCUGUAGAUUUACUUGGAGGGCUGUUUGACUUUGUGUCCUCUGCUGAAGAAAGAAAAUGUCCUUCGUAAAACAUGCUGAACCUUCUACUGUAAGUGCAUAAAAUAAUAAAAUAAAGUCCAGUUUUUCAAGUGUAUGGGCAUUCUGCCAUUGAUGAAUAUGUUUUCCAGAAACCUAACAGUAACAGUUAGGGCGAAGAGUCUUACACAAUAAUACAAAAAUAAAUUUUGCCAUUUUAUUUGUAUUUACAAAGAAGAAUAUCUCUAUUCCAUAAUUAAUUCUCCCUACAAUCAAUUCUUACCUUACUAAUUAAUUAAAUUACAAUGCUUUGCCUUGUUCUGUGGGUCCAAUUACUUAGAUGUUAUUUCAUUAACAGAAGGUAAUGCUAUCUACAUAAACACAUGUAUUUAUUUUUAGUUUUGCAAAGCAUACACCACGUGGGAUCAGAUUUUCAAUUGAAGUAUAAGUAUUGGUGCAAAAGUCCGUGAAAAUUUUCUUCAUAAUUCUUGAUACUGUUUUCCUCCAAAUAUUAGAAACAACACAGCACAUUAUAGAAUUGUUCUCAUAAAAUAAUCUGAAUGAAUAAUCGAUACAUUGGAUAUUUUUACAAUAAUCUGCAUAUUUUUUGCAAAGUAUUUAAAAUAGGCUUUUUUUUUAAAAAAGCCUUCGAAUGGAGCCUGGAUCAACAAAUUAAAAAUGUUAAAUGACCUGGGAUACUUGUGACAAGUUCAAAUUAGUUAGUCAACUGUAUUUGUACCUAUAAUAGCAUGAUGUUUUGAAAAUCUGUUGCUCUGAAAUUUUACGUUUAAUCUAUUAUUACAAUUUCCAAUAAUAUUGCCACCUUCCCUUAACAUGGCACUUAAUGACAUUUGCCAUCACAUUUCCUUGCUAUGCAUAAAUUUGGGAUUUUCCAAAUCAUAUUUACUUUGUAACUAGAGGUGAUGCUAUUCUGUGAAUGAAUGUAAAAAUUGUCCUCUCAGAGAAAGUAAGACGGAACACUGUGUUUCCUUACUCAAAUGAAAAUGCUCACUUUUUAAGAUUCGAAUCAUUGUCUCAGGCAUAUAGUGAUAAUAAGUUUUCCUUGUACUCAAUUUGGGCUUCAGUCCUGACCUUCACGUUCUUUAAAUGCCAAUUGUGUUAAUAUCUGUGUCCUGCAGAAGACUGGGUUCCAGUGAUAAAAUGAGAGAGAUCGAGCUAGUAUUUCAUGGAGAUUCAAAGUGAUCUGAAUUAAAAAAAGUCAAAGUUUUUGAAUUUCCAUAAAAUGUGCAUCUCACCCUGCCUGGAUCAAAGUACUUUCUUUAAUGCUAUGUUGGCAUUAAACUGCUUUGUAUUGUAAUUAACUACUACAAUGCGGAGGCUAUAAUGGAAUGGCUACCUUCUCUGGUUGCUUGAAUACUUUUGAAUGGCAGUGGUGUGGGAAGGUCACAACUAUGAGUUGGUAGUGUGCUGCCACCUGAAUGUUGCCAGCCGUGGGUUGCCAUGUAACUGGAGGCAGCUGCACUGUAUGUCAUAUAGGGAGAUACUUGUGCAGGUGGAGGAUAAGGAGCCAUACUUGGAACAGAGACAAAGCUGCUAACUGUAGGCAGACCAUUAGGACCCUGGAAGAUUAAAAAAAAAGUUAAAUUAUCUUAAUAAAGAGAAAAUAAGCCAACUAUAAUUACUUUGUAUUAUGUUAUUGAUGUUAGCAGAAUGUACCACAGAAUGCACAACAAGACUAUGUCAUGAAAAAUUACAUGAAGUAUGUUUAUAACUUAAGCCACGUUGAUGUAAAAUUUUGCAUGAAUGACAAAUCUGAACCAACAGUGCCAAUUUAUUUUAUGUAUUACUGUAUUCCUUAACAGUAUAGAAGUAUCCACUUCAUAGUUAUCUGGAAGUAUUAGAUAAUACUACCAAUACGAAAACGGAUGUACUAUUUUAAGUGAAACCAAUGCACAAUGUCGAUUGAUUUAUAAAGAGUGACAUUUUAAAAUGUUAAAUAUAUGUGAAUAUUCGAAGAUUAAGUGACUGAUAAAAUGUGGGAAAU